CUGCCUUUACUCCCAUCACUAAUGCACAACAGUUUGCUUCAUAGAAUUCGACGUUUUCGUUAAUGAGUUAAAAUUAUUAGAAAAAAAGAGCGAAAGCCUAAUAAGCUAUGGCAGACCGGCUUACUCAACUGCAGGACACUGUCAAUCAACAAGCUGAGCACUUUUGCAAUGCCAUCGGUGUAAUUCAGCAAACCUCAUAUCCCAGCAAGUUUGCAAAUUUCGACAGAACUGGCUCACAGACACCCGUACAGAACCCGCCUCAGGAAGACUAUGCUCAACUUUUCGCCCAGCUCAUAGCUCGAUGUGCUAAGGACAUUGAUACGCUUAUUGAAUCAUUGCCCAAUGAAGACAGUUCAAUUGAAUUACAAAAUUCGAGUCUUAAGCGACUGGAGAUUGAAAAUCAGGAAACUGCUGAGCAGCUCGAACAAGUUGUUCAGAAAGGAGAAUUAUUGCUGGAAAAGAUACAAUCGGCUCUAGGGGACAUUGCCCAAUCACAAUUAGAUAUGCAAAUAACAUUAAAGCCCAAUUUAAAAUGAAUUUUUAACCCCUUGUGAAUAGUGGUUUAAGUAAUUUAUAUAUGUAUAUAGACUAAAUAAAUUGUGUGAAUAAAAUUGCUAAAAAUCUGAUAUGAUGUCGAAGAUAUUGAUUUAUUUGAAAAUGGUUGAAGCGCGGUUAAGACCAAAUAAUCUGUAAUCUCUGUUCUGAAAUUAUCCAUGUUCGUUGAACACGACUUUUAGUGCUUAAAUGACAUACAAAUCACAUAAACUCUUGUAUUCUUUAUAUUUAUUUAUUACCCCUAGAUGUUUGCAGAGUUACAUACAUAUAUGGCAUGCAUACAGGAAUCCGUUCUACCUAUUUUCCCAACAGAUUUUGUAAAAUAUUUAAUCAAUUCCAUCGCUCAAAACAUCCUUUGAUUUUCAACAUAUUUCAAAACUCACUUUGAUACAAUAAAUCGAUUUUGAAGUAUAUCAUUUUCAUAGCAAUAUUUAAUGAGUAAAUUAAAUACGUUGCACAUCCUUUUUUAGCAUUUUACUUUAUACAUAUUAUUCACAUUCUAAUAUUAUACACUUCAAUGUAGACUUAUAUAUAUUUACAUACC
Drosophila mojavensis is the source of this 1099-nucleotide messenger RNA. RefSeq names its product mediator of RNA polymerase II transcription subunit 21 (gene MED21). The record is from RefSeq and is a predicted model, not a curated record. Gene Ontology annotation, molecular function: transcription coregulator activity. Gene Ontology annotation, cellular component: mediator complex. The coding region runs from base 108 to 536 and encodes 142 amino acids. Gene Ontology annotation, biological process: regulation of transcription by RNA polymerase II. The transcript is spliced from 2 exons. NCBI's taxonomy places the organism in Eukaryota, Metazoa, Arthropoda, Insecta, Diptera, Drosophilidae.